Molecule: messenger RNA, 2427 nt
Organism: Prorocentrum cordatum
Lineage: Eukaryota; Dinophyceae; Prorocentrales; Prorocentraceae
Source: the annotation of a GenBank genome assembly
GCCGCGGAGGCCCCCAAGGCGCGCCUGGCCGCGGAGGCCGCGCCGCCCGGCCCGCCAGCGCUGGGCGGCGGGCGCCUGGCGCGGGUGCUGCAGGAGCAGCGCGAGGUGGCGGAGGAGCUCGGGCGCCUGCAGGCGCGGCAGCGGCGCCUGGUGGACGAGGCCGCGGCGCUGCUGGGGCUGGAGGGGCUGGCCGGCGGACCAAGGGAGCUGCGGGUGCUGGAGGACAGCGCGCCUCUGCCCGGCCGGUCGCUCAGGGGCAGUACCAGCACCUCGAGGCCCGGGGGGGCCGCCGUCGAGCCCAGGGAGGAGGUCCUGUCGAUGUUGGACUGCCUGGCUCCGGGCGAGGGCUGCUGCGCCGCCGCCAAGGCCUCCGUGCGUGCCAACGCCGAGCUGCACGCGCAGCAGGAGGCCGUAGUCGCCAGCCAGACGCGGCGCCCUUCCACUGGGCUGCCCACUCCGGCCGCGGCGGGGGGGCCCUUCGACCUGGGCUGCUCACUGCUGGGGCCCGCAGAGGUGGCAGUGCUGCUUCAGAGUGGGCUGGCGGCAGUGCCGCAGGGGAGACAGGUCCAGCAAAACCAGCGCAUGCUGCUCGAGAUGAUGGUCGCUCAGCCUCCUCUCUUUGUCAAGGGCGUCUUGUACGAGCUGUCCAACAACGGCUCCGCGCGCGUGCUGAGCAACCAUCUGCUGGCGCUGCUGGACCUCGCGCAGGACGCCGUGAGACAGAACGCGCGCCUGGACGUGGCCGACCUGUUGACCACUGCACUCGGGGUGCCGAUGCCCCAGAGGGCCGACUUCAUGGCCGGCGGGCGCCACGCGAGCAAGUCGUACAUCCUCUUCGUGGCCCGGGCCGCGCGGAUGGUCCUGGACGAGUGCGAGCCGUACAUCGCCCUGAAGCAGUGGCUGCAGUGGGCCGACGUGCCCCUGCCGGCGCACGCCGAGCUGGUGCCCGCCGCGCAGCGGGCCGUGGGCGAGGCGGCGCGGGCGGUGCAGGAGGCCGACGAGGCGGGCGCGCGCUGGCUCCAGGAGCGCGGCCCGGCCCCGCCCGCGGGCGGCGAGCCCGCGCUGCCCUGGAGCGCGCCGCCCGGCGCGGGCGCGCUGGAGCUCGCCAGGGGCCUCUACGCGCAGGCGUUUGCCAAGUGCCGCCGCGCGCUGAAGGCCCACCCGGAGGUGCUGCACUCCCCCUGGCUCAAGGACUUCUGGGCGCGCAACUACGACGCCCUCAUCGUGAUCUCCGUGCUGCGGAACGUGCAGGAGGACGUGGACCGGUGCCGAUUCUGGGUGGGCGCCCAGCUCCGGCACGCGCAGAAGUGCGCCUCGUACACCGGCGCCACCGACGUCUGCGACGCGCUGUGGGAGCGCAACCCGGCCGCGGAGGUGCGGCUGGUCGAUUGCCUGGUUGAGAUUUUGUAUUUCUACGAGGCCGACCGAGAGAAGUAUCGCAGCGACCCUCUCGUGCAGGCGCUCAUCGAUGAGCCACCCGGCCCGUUCAACUUCACAGUCGUUUCCGCCAUGGGCGUCAUCACGGAGGGGGCGGCCGGUACAGAGAUGGCGGCUACGUACGAGCGGCUCAGGAAGGCCCGCGGCGUUGAGGUGGUUCGGGCCGACACUGCCACGCUGCAGUCGGUAGACUACAACGCCACCAUGAUCGAGCGAGCAGUCGCCGAACAGGUGAGGACGCCCUGGGGCUGGGUUGGCUACAGCCAGGGCUGCGCCAACGCCUUCCGCGCGGAGGCCAUGAUGCUGCAGGGAACCCCAGAGCAGCAAAGGCUCAUGAGCGGGUUCUGCUGCCGGCAGAUGCUCUUCUCGGCCGCCAACGGCUCCGCCCACGCCACGUGCGGGGAUCAGAAGCUGCUGCGAGCACUCACGGACGGCGAGCGCUUUGUCAAGAGAUUCCAGGCCAGCAUGUCGGGUGCCACCCAGCAGCUCUUCCUGAACGUCCUGCGCAGCCUGCUGUCCUCGCGCCUCGCGAAGGCGGGGCUGGGCAGCGUGCAGUCGAUGACUCACGAGGGAGCCAGGCGGAUGUGGCGCGACGGGCGGCAUUGCGACUGGGCCCCGACGACGUCCAUGCGGGCGGCCAUCGAGCCGAAUACGCUGCCCGAGUGCUUGCAGAUGCUCGCCACGGUUCUGACCAAGCAGAUGGAGUAUUCCAAAAACCACGACACGCAGGUGGCGCUCGAGGAGGCGGUUGGGCACCCGAUCGGCGUGCAGAACGCCAACGCCGAACUCCUCUCCAAGGUCGACAUGGCCAGCGCGGUGCACCGCACGCACCACUGGUCCCCGCUGAAGGAGGAGGUGCUCUUCGUGGAGACCGAGAGGGACAGGGACAUGGCCGUGUUCGACACCCCCAAGGACAGGCACAUCUUCCCGUGGCUGGAGGUGAACGCCCGCUUCGGCGUCAUCGAGCGCGCCGACCGGCGGCCCGACUGA